This is a messenger RNA of Heteronotia binoei (common prickly gecko), 1062 nucleotides long. Its product is annotated as forkhead box protein J1-like. Lineage: Eukaryota; Metazoa; Chordata; Lepidosauria; Squamata; Gekkonidae. Bases 1 to 1062 code for a protein of 353 amino acids. Gene Ontology annotation, molecular function: sequence-specific DNA binding; DNA-binding transcription factor activity. The record is from RefSeq and is a predicted model, not a curated record. The transcript is spliced from 2 exons. Gene Ontology annotation, biological process: regulation of DNA-templated transcription.
AUGGCCGGCUGCAGCUUCCCUGUGGUGCAGCCGGAGGAGGUGGAGGUGAGAGCCUGGAAGGCCAGCAGAAGGACCGGGGCGCCGGAGGAUGACAGCCUCACCAACCUCCAGUGGCUCCAGGAGUUCUCCUUCCUCCCCGCUGCUGACCCCGAGGCACCCUCGGCCUCCAGAGUCCUCCAGGGCUCCUACGGCCCAGCCAGCCCCCCAGCCGGAGACACUGCAGCCAAGGGGAUGCCCGCCAGCACGGGCAAGCCCACCUCCUCCAGCACCAGCUUUCGGCAGCCCCCCGCCACCCUGGCUUCCGAAGCCGCCGCCGCCUGCAAGACGGACUCCCAGGUGAAGCCCCCCUUCUCCUACGCCACCCUCAUCUGCAUGGCCAUGCGGGCCAGCAAGGAGGCCAAGCUCUCGCUCGCUGCCAUCUAUGCCUGGAUCAUGGAGAACUUCUGCUAUUACCGCCAUGCGGAGCCCAGCUGGCAGAACUCCAUCCGGCACAGCCUGUCGCUCAACAAGUGUUUCCAGAAGGUGCCGCGGGGAAAGAACGAGCCCGGCAAGGGGGGCUUCUGGCGGAUCGACCCCCAGUACGCAGACACCCUCCUCAACGGUGCCUUUCCACGGAAGCGGAUGCCCGCGCUCCCCGCUCCGGCUGCAGACGCCAGGCACGGAUCCUGCCGGAGGGCGAGAAGAGAGGGCCUGCUGGGGCAAAGAGGGAAGCAGUGGCCGCUUCUGCCGGGCCCCCUCAGCUGGGCUCCUGCGCUGGAGGGGGCCCUGGAUGCCAGAGAAGAGGGCCUGGAGCUCAGUGCGGCCCUUGGCGCUCUGGUCACAGCAGAGGAGCUGCCUGCCCUCUCCCCACAGCCGCCUCUCAGCGCCCUGAGCCAGAGGGGCCCUGCGACACCCCCCGCCGAAGAGGAGGAGGGCCUGGUGCUGCGCCCGGAGCCUCUGGCCGAGCCCUGGGAGGAGGCGGGAGCAGAGCCCAUCCUGGGAGGCGGCUGGGGUCUGGAGGAGGAAGAGCCCGCCUUUGCCCACAGCUUCCUGGCCGUCGAGUUGCAGCCCUGGGAAGGGUGA